Messenger RNA from Miniopterus natalensis, 479 nucleotides. The record is from RefSeq and is a predicted model, not a curated record. Lineage: Eukaryota; Metazoa; Chordata; Mammalia; Chiroptera; Miniopteridae.
CAUGUGUUAGCUGAAACAGGAAAGGAGAUUGCUUUCACUUUAAGACUUUUCCUGCCCGGGGAGCCAGAGCAGCGAUGGCUGACAAGAGACAGAAAAAAGAUCCCAUUUACUAGGUGAAGGUGAUUACCAAGAACAUGAUUGAUGGCAUCUUUGAUGAUUUGGUGGGAAAGAAUGUUGGAAAUAAGGACGAGUUACUAAGAUUAGGAGCAAGAUUUGACCUGGCUGUGAACAGGACCGAAAGCCUCCUUGAGGCCCUCACUGAGAAAAUGCAAAUGGCAGGUGAAAUACUUGUGGAAUAUCUCUUCAACCCCAAGAAACUGCCGCGUUUAAAACAUCACCCAGAAAAUGAGGAUGAUGAAUCUGACAGCAGUGAAUCUUCCUCCUCGACAGAAUCUGAAAGUGAAAGUGAAAGCGAAAGUGAAGAAAAUGAAGAUGAGGAAAAUGCCCAAUCCGCCAAAUCCGCCAAACCCGCCAAAUGA